ACAAACGGCUCACUGGCAGAAGGCGAUCUCAGUGGUUGCCUGCUGGCCCUUGUGUUAUACCAUCUAUCCCUGCUCUUCCCGCUCUGUCUCCCUCUCCCCACCUGGAUCUUACCGCUUACUCCACCCUUACCAACGCGAGUGAGGUAGCGAAAAGCAAUGAAAGGGAGGAUGUUGUAGUGUGAUGGUUCGUCUGUCUCUCCACAAUGGGUAGAACACGAAAAGAAGAAAGGAAACGUUGACGUGAAACAGGGAGUGAGUGAGUGACACGGUGCCUCCCGAAGCUUCAUGCCUUGUUUCCCGAAGUGGCUGGAGUCAGGAAAAGGGGAAACAGCCACGAGGAAGCAUUGAAAUCACCCUCUUUUGUGCUUUGAAGGGCUCGCAAAUCGCCCACGAAGACAACAGUGAUGGAAGACGCGAAGGGAACAAAGUGGAAACCUGUGACGUGAUACCAAAACCUCGCCCCUGGAAGACACUUAAGUGGGAGCUCCUGAGUGCCUGCUGGGCCUGAGACACUGAUAAGGUCCCUUGGUGUAUCUGCCCGCUGUCUGUGUACCUGCUUGCCUGCUUGCGUGCCUGCUGUCUGACAUGGCGGGCUCUCCUACGACUCCCUGCCUCCCACGCUUCUUGGUGAGGCUGUGGACGUUCCUCUGGGCGGCUGCGGGGGCUGGCUUGUGGUCUUCUGCGGCGGAUGCUCUCGGCGCGCCCCUCCUCGGCCCUGAAAUCAUGAGCUUCGGGUCCCUGCCGCCGCUGAGUCUAUGGCAUAACGGCGCCUUCCCCCUCGUGGCCGCGGCGCCCGUACACUCAGGCCUGCCGGCUCCCAAGGGCACGGAGUUUGAUGGGCCGGACCCUGGGCUCAACGCGGCUAUCAUUAAUGUCCCCGUCGACCCCUGUCCAAACGGUUACCGCCGGGAUAUGAACGAGAAGUGCCGCCUCAUGUUUGGCUACGGCCCCAACCCCUUCCACUCCUUCAUACCGGAGAACUACAAGGGCGACCUCCAGUUCUACAUGGGCAUCCAGGUUGGAGGACCGAGGCCGAACAGGAGACGCGGGCGAGGGCGGGGACGGCCACGACCAGCUCGGCUCAAGAACAAUUCGGCGCAGAAGAAGACUAAACAGCAGGGGGACGAUGAUGACGAUUAGAAAAACGAGGACGAUUUGGUAACAGUGGUGGAGGUGUGCUUGGCGGGAUUUCAGAGACGAGGCAUUUCCGUAUUACGACGCGCUAUACUAUUAGAGCUGUAAGGGAGUUUAUGUUAGUGUGUAGAGAGCUGCUGUUCCCCAAGGCAGUGUUAUCGUGUUUCCAAACGUGAAUAAUGGCUUGAGUGUGAGUGCUGAAGGGAGAGUUUGACCUGAAAAAGUGGAAAUGCUGAGAUAUGAACUGUGUGACUUGUAAAUGAAAAGAAAUUAUGGAAAGAAGCAAGUGUUUGAACCUUAUAAGUGUAAAGGAAGUUUUUGACCUAAAGAUGAAAAUAACUAAGAUAUGAAUUGAGUCUUUGACCUGAAAAUAAGGAAUGGAAGUGUGUGACCUACUGAAGAAGAAAAAAACUUGAAAAUAGGAACUGUUUGUUUGGCCGUAAGAAUUGUGAAGGAAAUGUUUGACCUUCAGAUGAAAAGAACUAAGAUUAUGAACUGCGUGUUUGGCCUGAAGAAUUGUAAAGAGAGUGAUUGACCUACAGAUGAAUAGAACUUGAAACUUGAAAUGUGGGUGUGACCAGAAUAAAAAAUAAAGGAGUAACCUGAAGAAAAAUUAGUAUUUGCCCUAAGAAGAGAAUUUAAAGAUAUGAGCUGUGUGUUUGAUGUGACUGGAAGAUAAAAAGAAUUGAAGAUACUGCUUGUUACGAAAGACGAAGGAAAUAAGUAUGGACGUUCCUUUAGUUAUGCGCUCGCUGUUAUAAAGAGGCGAGUUAGACAAAAAGAUACCGGUGGAACUGAAGACAAGUGUAUUAGUAAGAAGUAAAAAUUAUAUUGAAUAAAUGAAAAAAAA
Messenger RNA from Eriocheir sinensis (Chinese mitten crab), 1984 nucleotides. RefSeq lists its product as uncharacterized. The coding region runs from base 586 to 1140 and encodes 184 amino acids. The record is from RefSeq and is a predicted model, not a curated record. Lineage: Eukaryota; Metazoa; Arthropoda; Malacostraca; Decapoda; Varunidae. The transcript has 4 exons.